AUGCCGAGCGCAGUAAACGGGCACGCUGACUCGGAGGUCGUCCUGACGGGGCUGUCGGGCCGCCUGCCCGAGUCGGAAAACAUCGACGAGUUCGCGCGGAACUUGUUCGAGGGAGUAGACAUGGUUACUGACGACGACCGACGCUGGACACCGGGAAUGAAUGGAUUACCGUUACGGAUGGGCAAGUUAAAAAACCUAACCCACUUCGACGCAGCUUACUUCAAUCUAUUUGAAAAACAAGCAGAUGUAAUGGACCCGGGGAUGCGACUGCUAUUAGAAGUCACUCAUGAGACCAUGGUCGAUGCCGGUUAUAAUCCCACCGAGCUGCGAGGCACGAGAACUGGUGUUUACGUAGGCAUUGGACGCUAUGAAACUUAUGAAGCAUGGGGGAAACUGUACAACAAAAGCAAUGGCUACACUAUGACUGGCGGCAUUGGCUGUAUGUUCCCCAACCGCGUGUCAUAUUCCUUCGACUUGAAAGGCCCGUCGCUCUCUAUAGAUGUCGCCUGUUCAAGCUCUACUUAUGCAUUGGCACAGGCCUUGAAUGAUAUUAAAGUUGGCCGUUGUGAUGCUGCUAUUGUCGCUGGUGUGAACAUCUGCCUUGAUCCGGUUACGUCGCAAAACUUCUUAAAUCUGAAUAUGCUGGCGAAAGACGGUCGUUGUGCGUCUUUUGAUGAAAGCGGACAAGGUUAUGUACGCUCCGAGGCAGUUGUGGCUGUGUUACUUCAACGCAGAAAUGUCGCGAGGCGUGUGUACUGUACAGUGCAUGCAGCGAGAGUUAACAAUGACGGACACAAGCCGCAAGGCAUUACUUAUCCGUCUGGUGAGAUGCAGGGCCGUAUAACGCAAGAAACCUACGACGAAACAGGCUUCAGGCCGCAAGAUCUUGCUUAUUUUGAAGCACACGGGACCGGCACUAAAGCAGGUGACCCACAAGAGGUAAAUGAAAUAGUGGAGCGAUUCUGCAAGGGCCGAGAAGCCCCGCUACUAAUGGGUUCAGUGAAAUCCAACAUGGGACACGCGGAAUCGACCUCCGGUCUCUGUUCCAUCGCUAAAGUGGUGUUGGCCAUGGAGCGAGGAGUGAUCCCUGGGAACCUGCAUUUUGAGAACCCUAAUACUGAUAUCCCGGCACUCAGCGAUGGCCGGAUACAGGUGGUUGACAAGAACACACCAUGGCAGGGUGGAUUGGUAUCAAUGAAUUCCGUCGGCUUCGGCGGCGCCAACGCCCACGUGAUCCUGGAAGGGGGGCGCGGGGGGGAGCGGCCCCCACCCAUCCAGUACGCUGCCCCUCGCCUUAUCCUCGCUUCAGGCCGUACAGACGAAGCUGUUGAGAAACUCCUCAAACUCGCAGCUGAGAACCCUCGGGAUGGGGAGUUACAUGCUUUGAUAGACGCAGUCCACGCUCAUCCGAUCCAUAACCACCCGCGGCGUGGUUACGCCAUCCUGAGGCCGAAUGCGAAUGCGCCUAUAAUAGAGGUGAUGGAUAGUGAGAGCGAGCGUCGCCCAAUUUGGUUCGCGUUUAGUGGAAUGGGCUCGCAAUGGGCGGGAAUGGCGCGCGAGCUUCUCCGUUUACCAAUAUUCGUUUCAAGCAUUGAGCGUUCAGCGGCAGCUCUCAAACCAUACAUGGAUCUUAAGCAUAUCAUAUCGGAGGCGUCGCCUGAAGAGCUUGGGAAUUUGAUAAACUGUGUAGUGUCUAUCGUAGCCGUGCAGGUGGCGCUGGUAGAUGUGCUGAAGGAGCUCGGAGUGCACCCGGAUGGCAUCAUUGGACAUUCUCUUGGAGAAACCGUGUGCGGCUACGCCGACGGGACUUUAACGGCGGAGCAAUCAGUACUGUCUGCCUACUGGCGCGCGCGCUGUGCGUUAGAAGCAAAGCUACCGAGUGGUGCGAUGGCUGCCGUCGGUCUGUCUUGGGAAGAGACCGCGAAGCGAUGCCCUGAGGACAUUGACCUUGCGUGUCACAACGGCCCUGAAAGCGUUACGAUCUCGGGACCAAAAGCGGCCGUGGAGAAAUUCGUAAAGCAGCUCGCAGCAGACGGCGUAUUCGUACGAAUGGUAGACUCUUCCGGCAUGGCCUUCCACAGCAGAAGCAUCGCCAGUGUCACUCCGCUGCUAAGGAAACAUUUGCAGGAGAUCAUACCUCACCCCAAGCCAAGGAGCCCACGUUGGCUGUCUUCGUCGGUACCGCAGGACAAGUGGGACUCUGACUUGGCUCGCUUCAGUGGCGCAGAGUAUUACUUGAACAACCAGGUCGCCCCCGUCCGCUUCGCCAGCGUCCUGGCGCUGCUCCCUCCCCGCGCAAUACUGGUCGAGGUUGCGCCGCACGCGUUGCUGCAAGCUGUUCUAAAGCGCGCGAUGCCUGAAGCGGUACAUGUCCCGCUUGUGAGGAAGGACGCCCCUGAUGCGCUGGUGCACCUGCUGGCUGCUGUGGGGAAGAUAUACGCCGCGGGCGCGCAACCUCAGGUAUCCCGUCUAUACCCUCCUGUAUCCUGGCCCGUAUCUCGCGGCACACCCGGACUGGCUUCCCACAUCAGUUGGGACCACUCCAUCGAAUGGAGCGUCGUCGAUCCCACCACUGCCGCCCGUACUGGCGAGAACAUCAUCGAAUAUGACCUGACGAAGCCUAAGGACGAGUUCAUCGCUGGACACAAUAUUGAAGGCAGAGUGUUGUUCCCUGCUACUGGAUAUCUCACGCUGGUAUGGCGCACAGUGGCAAAAAUGAAAAAUCAAGACAUCGAGCAGUCAGCAGUUGUUCUUGAGAACGUAAACAUCCGCCGCGCGACCAUCAUGUCACGCGAAGCACCUGUGCGUUUCCUCGUUUCACUCCUAGAUGGAACUGGAGAGUUCCAAAUCAGCGAAGGCGGUGAAGUGGUAGUCACUGGAACAGCCCGACUCACCGCUAACGCGUCCGCUGAGCGCCUAUCCGCUACGGCGUUAGUUGAGGCCGAACAACGGCCAGACCAAAAUUCUCUCGACUCUGAGGACAUUUAUAAAGAGUUACGCCUCCGUGGUUACACGUAUCAAGGAAUAUUCCGUGGAAUUAAGAGCUCUGAUGCUCGCGGGCUUAAAGGUUUGCUCAAUUGGGAAGGCAAUUGGAUAUCAUUUAUGGAUACAGCGUUACAGUUUGGCCUCAUCGGAACGGAUACCCGUGAUUUAUAUUUGCCAGCUCGUAUAGAGAGAGUAGUUAUUGACCCAACAGCGCAGCGUAAAGAAGCAGCUUUGGCCACAAACGGAGCAUUACCUGUAAAACGCUAUCCUAGCUUUGGAGUGAUAGUUGCUGGUGGAAUAGAAUUCAAAGGUUUGAUAACUACGCUGGCACCGCGUCGUAUUAACAUACAAGCACCGCCUAAGCUUGAGAAAUACGUAUUUUUACCUUUCCAUGGUGUGUUUGAAGACAAAAGGCAUGCGCUCACUGCCGCAAUACAGUUGGUGAUUGAGAACAUUGGGGUGCAGCAGUUCAACAUUGCGGAAGCAGCAUUGAAGCGGCCGGUGGAGGAACUACUAUUGCUUCAUGCCGUACAAGAUUUUGAAGGAGAGCCAGCGGUCCGAGUGAGCGCCACUUUAGCGGCCGGCGCGGACGCAUCACGCUACAGUGCUGCUAUGGAUCCACUCGGAGUGAGGGUAUCCGACAGGGAAGUGUCUGGCGGUGGUCUGGAGAAGGAAUGCCACCUCGUGAUGGGUGCCGACGUGUUGUCACAACCAGAGGUGUUGAGCGCGUUGGCCGCGGCAAGCGUUGCAUUCUUACUGCUCGAGGAACAAGUGGAAUUGAUUAACAACUGUGACAGUUCGUUGGCGGACAAUGGUUUGUCGCUGGUAUCACGUGCCCGCGCCGGUUCACGCGAGUACGUCCUCCUCCGGCGCACCUCGCCUGUACCCUCCACGAGAAUCAUACUCGAAGCACGAGACGACCACUUCCAAUGGGUGGACCAACUAAAGGACGCCAUGAAGCGCAUCCAAACCGAACACCUACGUGUGUAUGUGUGGUCUCGAGAACACGGCUCCGGAGUACUUGGCUUGGGGACAUGCUUGAGACGUGAGCCUGGAGGGGACAGGAUACGCUUCUACUACAUACCUGGAGCGCAGCAUGUGUUCAACCCUGACGCGCAAGCGUAUAAGGCGCAGGUGGAGAAGGAUUUGACCUUCAACGUGCUGAAGGACGGCGUUUGGGGAACAUUCCGCCAUCUGCCGCUGGAUGAUGUUGCUGGCGCUCGCAAGCAGGUGGAGCAUGCAUACGUAGACGCGAUAACCCGAGGCGAUCUCUCCUCGCUCCGCUGGAUUGAAAGCGACCUGCGGCACGCAGCGUAUACGCCGCGGGGUCCGCACACAGACUUGUGCACUGUUUACUACGCGUCACUCAACUUCAGAGAUGUUAUGAACGCUACUGGCAAGCUGUCGGCCAUGGCGACCAUCGGGACGGUGGCUAAAAUGGAAAGCUCUGUCCUUGGUUUGGAGUUCAGUGGCCUCUCUUCCACUGGCAAGCGCGUGACGGGCAUAGUUACUCGCGGUCUGGCGACGUCAGUAAUGGCCGACACAAGCUUCAUGUGGGAAGUGCCGAAACACUGGUCCUUGGAAGAAGCGGCGACCGUGCCUAUAGCUUACGCGACGGCGUAUUAUGCGCUGGUCGUGCGUGGAUACAUGCGAAGGGGUGAAGCAGUGUUAAUACACGCCGGUGCAGGCGGUGUAGGGCAAGCGGCUAUCACUGUAGCACUUAACGCUGGAUGCACUGUCUUUACAACCGUGGGCUCUCCAGCAAAGCGCGUCUUUCUACGUGAACGCUUUCCGCAACUCCUAAACGGUAAUAUCGGUAACUCACGUGACUGCUCUUUUGAACAACUAGUGAUGCGCCAAACGCACGGCCGCGGUGUUGAUCUUGUACUCAACUCGCUGGCUGGCGACCAGCUUCAAGCCUCUCUCCGCUGUCUUGGAGAGCGAGGACGCUUCCUUGAAAUUGGAAAAGUCGAUCUGAUCGCCAACUCACCCCUUGGCCUAAGCUUACUGCUUAAAAACACUUCGGUACAAGGCAUCUUGCUAGAUGCGUUGUUCACUAUGCCAGCUGAUGACCCUGAGAAAGCGGAAGUGGUGCGAUGCGUGGCCGAGGGAAUCGCAGCUGGCGUUGUGCGUCCGCUUCCCGUCACUGUUUAUGGAGAAAACCAAAUCGAGCAGGCUUUCCGGUACAUGGCUACAGGCAAGCACAUCGGUAAAGUGCUGAUUCGCGUGCGUGAUGAAGAAGCGAAUAUUGGACAGCCGGUGCGCCUGAUGAUGCCCGCCUUGCCGCGGACCUACAUGCAUCCUGGAAAGAGCUACGUUCUCGUCGGUGGUCUCGGCGGCUUCGGUUUGGAGCUGGGCGAGUGGCUGGUCCGCCGUGGUGCACGCACACUGGUUUUCAAUUCGCGCAGCGGCGUACGCACCGGUUAUCAGGCUUUAAGUAUCCGCAGAUGGUCUUCUUCGGGUGUCCGCAUAUUAGUCUCAUCAAAGGACGCCACGACGGCGGUGGGGGCGCGCGCGCUGCUGGAGGAGGCGGCGGCGCUGGCGCCUGUUGGUGGCAUUUUCAACCUUGCUGCUGUGUUGAGAGAUGCGUUUUUCGAGAAUCAGACCCCGGAAGCCUUCCAAGCUGUCGCUAAACCAAAGAUUGACGGGACACGCGCAUUGGACAUCGCGUCGCGCGAGUUAGCACCAGAACUGGAGCAUUUCGUAGUUUUCUCCUCCGUAUCAUGCGGUCGAGGCAACGUGGGCCAAACCAACUACGGUCUCGCAAACAGCGCCAUGGAGCGUACAUGUGAACAGCGAAGAGCCGACAAAUUGCCUGGAUUAGCAGUUCAAUGGGGCGCUGUAGGAGAUGUAGGGCUAGUAGCAGCGAUGGCUGAAGAUGCUGUUGUUGGCGGUACCUCGCCGCAGCGUGUCGCGUCGUGUCUGCAGACGCUGGAUGCGCUGCUGGGGCAGCCGCACGCGGUGGUGGCGUCGAUGGUGCUGGCAGAGGAACAGAGGUCGCAGGAGAAACCGGCGCUGGAUCUUGCGCAGGCUGUUGCGAACGUUUUAGGUAUCAGAGACGUUAAAAAGGUAUCAGAAACGGCGACACUGGUCGAGCUAGGAAUCGACUCUCUCAUGGGUGCUGAAAUAAAGCAGACAUUGGAACGGAGCUACGAUGUCGUGCUGAGUGUACAAGAAGUGCGGGAUCUUACGUUUAGCAAACUGCGAAGCAUGGCGGGUGGCGCGGCAACGCGUUGAAGAUAGGUUAGGUUAGAUUAGAUGACAAUUUAGAGAAAUUAGGUUUUGCCAAACUUUGAAGUA
Messenger RNA from Cydia splendana, 6285 nucleotides. Its product is annotated as fatty acid synthase-like. Gene Ontology annotation, molecular function: oxidoreductase activity; phosphopantetheine binding; 3-oxoacyl-[acyl-carrier-protein] synthase activity. Gene Ontology annotation, biological process: fatty acid biosynthetic process. The coding region runs from base 1 to 6222 and encodes 2073 amino acids. The record is from RefSeq and is a predicted model, not a curated record. NCBI's taxonomy places the organism in Eukaryota, Metazoa, Arthropoda, Insecta, Lepidoptera, Tortricidae. The transcript is spliced from 19 exons.